UCCUCUUAUUACAAUUUCUAAUUUCGAAGAGGCCAUUCGAGAACCUUCUCAAAACCCUACCCUUCCCAAUAAAAGCCUCUCCUUAAACCCCAUCCGCCCCAAUCUCCGUCGUCCGAGAGCCAUUCUCUCCUCCAGGGAAGCAACAUCUUUCCAAGCUUCUCGUCGAUCAUUGCCGAUGGCCAAGCGUCUGAUUCCUUCCCUCAAUCGCGUUCUCAUUGAGAAGAUCGUCCCCCCUUCCAAGACCAAUUCCGGAAUCUUGCUCCCUGAGAAGACCACCAAGUUGAACUCUGGAAAAGUUGUAGCAGUAGGCCCUGGUGCGCGUGACAGGAAUGGGAACUUUAUCCCUGUUUCUGUGAAGGAAGGAGAUGUAGUUCUUUUACCUGAGUAUGGAGGAACUGAAGUAAAACUCGCUGACAAGGAGUAUCAUCUGUUCAGGGAUGACGACAUACUCGGAAUCCUCCACGAGUGAUCCGUGCAGCAGCUAACAAGAUUCACAUUAUUAGCUUUAUGUUUUCUGGUUGUCAAAUCGAGUGAGAUGUAUCAUGCUUGGACUUGAAAUAGUCCUCUUAAAAACAAAAUUUCGAAAACAUGAUCAGGAGACUUUCAUGUCAAUUUUGAUGCACAAAACUAAAUGCUUGCAUUGAGAGCAUUGUUUGUUUAAUUGGCCAUUGAAAGUGGUCCAAGUGUUUGUUUCUUCGAACUUACAUUAGAACCGGAUACUUAUUGAAGCAGUACCGAUUCAUAUUGGUGGC
Messenger RNA from Phoenix dactylifera (date palm), 752 nucleotides. Its product is annotated as 10 kDa chaperonin, mitochondrial-like. Gene Ontology annotation, molecular function: metal ion binding; protein-folding chaperone binding; protein folding chaperone. Gene Ontology annotation, cellular component: mitochondrion. The record is from RefSeq and is a predicted model, not a curated record. Lineage: Eukaryota; Viridiplantae; Streptophyta; Magnoliopsida; Arecales; Arecaceae.